Molecule: messenger RNA, 1540 nt
Organism: Heterobilharzia americana
Lineage: Eukaryota; Metazoa; Platyhelminthes; Trematoda; Strigeidida; Schistosomatidae
Source: the annotation of a GenBank genome assembly
AUGUUUUCGUUUCUGCUGCUUGUUUGUCAUUACAAAACUAUCCAUAAUCUAAUAGAAAAUAGCAUGUGGAAAAUUGAUGAAUCAGGUAAUCGAUGUUAUGAUUCAUCUACAGGACGUCCAAUUCUUCAGUUUGUUUCUAUUCGUCGAAAAGAUUCUGGUGAAUGGGCCAUUCCUGGAGGUAUGGUAGACGCUGGUGAACAGUACACUUCUACAUUGAAGAGAGAAUUUUCUGAGGAAGCUUUAAAUUCUACAACAGCUUCUGCAGAACAACUAAAAGAAAUUGUAAAACGCGUUGACGAUGCAUUUCAUCAUGGAGUUGAGAUAUAUAAAGGCUAUGUAGAUGAUCCACGGAAUACUGAUAAUGCGUGGAUGGAGACUGUAGCAGUGAAUUUUCAUGAUGAUCAAGGUGACUCUUUAGCAUUGUUUCCCUUAACUGCGGGCGAUGACGCGGAGGCUGUGUCGUGGACAGAUAUUAGCUCUGAACUACACCUUUAUGCAAGUCAUCGUGAUUUCAUUGAACUAGUCGCCAGUUUACAAAAAGCAAGAUGGUAGAUUUUUGGAUAUGGACUGAAUAUCAUCACCGAGAAACAAAAAAAAAUUGAUUUGUUCCCUGAGACAUGAUUUUAUUCACUCUUUUUCUUUAAAAAUUAUUUUGUAUACUUAGAAUAAUUUACAUUUAGCUGAAGGAUAAUGUACAAUCUUUCAACAUAUUUUUAAGCUCUUUUAAUAGAUAAAUGUAAAAACACACUGGUUUAUAACUGGUCAAUGUCUUGUUUUGUAGAGACAGAUAGACAAACAACCAUUAGAUCUUUACAAAUUUGAAAACCAUUAUAAAAUAUGAAAAAAAGUGAAAGUUAUUUUCAAAGGUAAAACAGGGACUGUGAAGGGACAUAUAAACAGGGGAACAGUAGUUACUGUAUGUGAGAUACAAAAAACACUGUAAUGUAACGUUCUUUAUCUGCCAUCAAAGGAAGUAGUCUGGAAUUGGUCGACGGGCUGGUAUACUACGGACGUCCUAAAAAUAUCGAAUAAAUUUGAUAAGAAAGGGGUGGGGUUAGACUUUAGUAAGACUCUCCUGCAGAAUAAACUGAUAAUGACCCAAACUUGAAUGAUGAAAGGAACCAAUGUUAGUGACAUCUACUAAUAGCGUCACGAAGCGAGAGUCAAAUUAGUGUUGUCGAACCUAAACGCUUUGAGUCUAAUCCCAACAUUGCAUGAGAUUGAGGAGUCCCAAGACGAAGCUUUUUCAACAGGGUCUUAUUUAUUAGUUAGGUGGCCAUGUCAAACAGCAUCUAUUGUCAUGUCAUCAUAUACCAAACAUCUAUAAUAACUGUAAAGAACUCUACACUACACGACGAAGAGAGGAUGUACGUGCGCGUUGGUGCUAGCGACAGAGCGUUAAUUUGAUAACGUAAAAGGAAGAUCGUACUUUACGACCUACUAGUCUUUGAAAUUCAAUGACAAACGAAAAGAGGUAAGUGCAACUCAUUAGCCACAUGCAAGAGGCGAUCUGUCAAGAUUUUGUGUGCUGGAGUAUGAU